AUGCUAACCGCGUUCUACCCCCCCCAGUCACAACUCGACCCUCUGCCCAACGACCUACCGUUUCGCAUAAUUUCGAAGACGGUAGGCCGCGGUGCCUAUGCCUCCAUCAAAAAAGCCAUCCCCCUCGACGCCCCAACGCCCGUCUUCGCCGUCAAGCUCAUCCACAAGGGCUACGCCGUCAAGCGCGGCCGCGUGUCGGCCAAGCAGCUCGCCAUGGAGGUGUCCCUGCACUCCCACGUCGGCCAGCACCCCCACGUCAUCGAGUGGUUCGCCUCGGGCGAGGACCCCGUCUGGCGCUGGAUCGCCAUGGAGUACGCCGAGGGCGGCGACCUCUUUGACAAGAUCGAGGCCGACGUCGGCGUCCGCCAGGACAUUGCCCAGGCCUACUUCCUGCAGCUCGUCGGCGGCGUCAGCUUCAUGCACUCCAAGGGCGUCGCCCACCGCGACCUCAAGCCCGAAAACGUCCUGCUCUCGGCCGACGGCAGCCUCAAGCUCGCCGACUUUGGCAUGGCCACCAUGUUCGAGUACAAGGGCCAGCGCAAGCUCAGCGCCACCCUGUGCGGCAGUCCCCCGUACAUUGCCCCCGAGAUUCUCGCCUGCGGCCGCCCGGACAAGAAGUCGGCCGGUGCUACGGGCAAGUACGCGCCCGACCUGGUCGACGUGUGGUCCUGCGGCGUCGUGCUCUUUGUGCUGCUCGUCGGCAACACGCCCUGGGACGAGCCCUCGUCCAACAGCUGGGAGUUUACAGAAUACCUCCGGACCGGUGGUCACAGCACGGAUGCCUUGUGGGAGCGCGUCCCGCCGGAAGCCCUGUCUCUCUUACGCGGCAUCAUGUGUGUCGAUCCGGCCAAGCGCUUCAGCUUCGCCAAGAUCCGCCAGCACCCCUGGUACACGCGGCACAACCCGCUGCUCAACGCCGACGGUCGCGUCGCCGACCCGAUCUACCUCGCCACCCAGAUGCUCGAGAAUCUCCGCAUCGACUUUACCAAGCAGCCGCUCCGGCCCUCCCAGGGCCCCCCGUCCUCCAUGCCCGACGAGAUGGACCUCGAUUCGGGCAUGAAUGCCGGUCGCUUCGCGGCCACGCAGCCCGACGUCCCCAUUGUCGACACCGACUGGGACUUUGAGCGCCCUGCGCUGCGGUCCAUGGCCGUGCCCUCGGCCUCGCUGCCGCCCCGCGGCGCCGCCAACGACGGCCGUCGCCGGAUGCUCGAGACGCUGGCCGACGAGCCCUCCAUGUCGCAGUUCUCCCAGGCGCCCGGCCCCUCCAUGACGCUGACGCAGCAGGCCCGCCAGUUUCGUGACAUUUGCCCUGCCGAGUCGCUCACGCGCUUCUUCUCCCACGUGCCGCCGGCGCACCUCGUCCAGAUGCUCAGCGACGCCCUGCACCAGCUCAACGUGCCCCUCGCGCCCGUCACGCCCAAUCUGUACGGAUACUCGGUCGCCACCAUAAAGGUCCGUGCCGUGGACGGCCGCAACCAGAGCCUGCACGGCGAGAUCCAGGUCCACAGGCAGGCCCUGCCGGACGGGACCGAGGUCCUCGACGUACGCUUUACAAAGGUCAAGGGCGACCCGCUAGAGUGGCGCCGCUUCUUCAAGAAGAUUGUCGUCCUCUGCAAGGACGGUGUAUAUGUGCCGGAUGCCUAG
Cordyceps militaris CM01 is the source of this 1644-nucleotide messenger RNA. RefSeq names its product serine/threonine protein kinase. The transcript has 2 exons. Gene Ontology annotation, cellular component: site of double-strand break; cytoplasm; nucleus. Gene Ontology annotation, biological process: mitotic G2 DNA damage checkpoint signaling; protein phosphorylation. Gene Ontology annotation, molecular function: ATP binding; protein kinase activity. The record is from RefSeq and is a predicted model, not a curated record. Lineage: Eukaryota; Fungi; Ascomycota; Sordariomycetes; Hypocreales; Cordycipitaceae. Bases 1 to 1644 code for a protein of 547 amino acids.